AUGAGUCUCCUCUACUGUUCGGCGUUGCAGCAGGUUGCGACCCCUCCGGAGGUGAUGCCCGAGUCUUUUGAGAUCAUCGAGACCGUGGGCAUGGAUGCGAAGAGUCUCAAGUUCCUGGACAAUGUGAACGACAAGGUGGAGGUCGUCUUGCAGUGGAUCCAGCGGCUCAUUGUGGAAAACCACAAAAACGGUGUGGUGCCUGUGGCACCUCCGAUUCUUUCCCGAGUCUUCCAGGAGUACUCGCGAGGAAUCGUCAACCUGAACAAUGCGAGAAAGAUCGCUGAGUUCCCCUUCCCUUUUCCUUUGGUCCAGUGCAUUACCUUCAUGCUCGGAAUACACUGGUUCCUCAUACCCAUCAUCUGCGCGAGCAGCAUUAAGUCGCUGUGGUGGGCCGGCACAUUGACGUUCGUCGUCGUCUUCUCCUUCUGGUGCAUCCACUUCUUCUCCUUCGAACUGGAAAUGCCAUUCGGGAGGAGUACGAACCAUUUGCCACUAGAAGACAUGCAG
This is a messenger RNA of Symbiodinium sp. CCMP2456, 507 nucleotides long. The record is from the annotation of a GenBank genome assembly. NCBI's taxonomy places the organism in Eukaryota, Dinophyceae, Suessiales, Symbiodiniaceae.